Oryza sativa Japonica Group (Japanese rice) is the source of this 1547-nucleotide messenger RNA. NCBI's taxonomy places the organism in Eukaryota, Viridiplantae, Streptophyta, Magnoliopsida, Poales, Poaceae. The record is from RefSeq and is a predicted model, not a curated record.
AAAAAAUGGCCAUUGUGUUUUGUCUUGAUUUGUUCACAUGGCACAGUAGUUAGCUCGAGAUGCCAUGGUACUGUCUGACGUCGCCUUUGAUUGUGUAGAUUAGCUUCUUUGGAUGUCUAUUUAAUCCUGUAUCACGCCCAGAUUCCUGAGUCCAAAACCAACUACUGAUAGUCUAAUAGUAUCGAUCACUGAGGAAGAAGAGCAUAGCAAAAGAGUGGUCGAUCGUCAUCAAUGGAGCACGACGGCACGGCGGCGCUCGGCUGGGCGGCGCGGGACGCCUCCGGCCACCUCUCACCGUUCAGCUUCACAAGAAGGGUUCAGGAGGAAGACGACGUGACGAUCAAGGUGCUCUACUGCGGCAUCUGUCACACCGACCUGCACACCAUCAAGAACGAGUGGGGCAACGCCAUGUACCCCGUCGUCCCCGGCCACGAGAUCGUCGGCGUCGUCGCCGGCGUCGGCGCCGGCGUGACCAGGUUCAAGGCCGGCGACACGGUGGGCGUGGGCUACUUCGUCGACUCGUGCCGCGCCUGCGACAGCUGCGGCAAGGGGGACGAGAACUACUGCCCGACGAUGGUGAUCACGUCGAACGGCACGGACUACGGCGGCGCCACCACCCAGGGCGGUUUCUCCGACGUCAUGGUCGUGAGGCAGGACUACGUGUUGCGCGUCCCGGCGAGCCUGCCGCCGGACGGCGCGGCGCCGCUGCUGUGCGCCGGCGUGACGGUGUACAGUCCGAUGGUGGAGUACGGCCUGAACGCCCCCGGGAAGCACCUCGGCGUGGUCGGCCUCGGCGGGCUGGGCCACCUGGGCGUCAAGUUCGGCAAGGCGUUCGGGAUGAAGGUGACGGUGAUCAGCUCGUCGCCGGCGAAGCGGGAGGAGGCGCUGGAGCGGCUCGGCGCCGACGCGUUCCUGUCGAGCCGCGACGGCGAGGGGAUGGCGGCGGCGGCGGCGACGAUGGACGGGAUCAUCGACACGGUGUCCGCGGGGCACCCGCUGGUGCCGCUGCUGUCGCUGCUGAAGCCCAAGGGGCAGAUGGUGGUGGUGGGCGCGCCGGCGGCGCCGCUGCAGCUGCCCGCGAUCGCCAUCAUCGAUGGCGGGAAGCGCGUCGCCGGGAGCGGCGGGGGCAGCGUGGCCGAGUGCCAGGCGAUGCUGGACUUCGCCGGCGAGCACGGCAUCGCCGCGGACGUCGAGGUGGUCGCCAUGGGCGACGUCAACGCCGCCCUCGGCCGCCUCGAGAGGAACGACGUGAGGUACCGCUUCGUCAUCGACGUCGCCGGCACCCUGCACGCCGCCGCCGCGCCGUCCUAGGCUCCUAGCAAUGUUGCCUUCGUGUCAACGUGCUUGCGUGUCAUUGUGCGGUCGUGUGUGUAACCGUGAAAGGAGAGGCGUUUGGUAAUGGAGCAAUAACGUUGUUUUUGGACCGUGAUGGUCCGUGGGCUUGUGAUGGGUUAUGUGGGCCACCUCGAGUUGGGCCCUUCUCUUGUCCGAUUCUUUGUCCAAAGAUUGAAAUAAGUUCAUCUAAGAUCCCUUAUGUUAUCAACGAA